AUGGCCACCGAAAACGACUCUAGCGUUGUAAAAGGUCACUCCAAGCAAGAGCCUACAAUCCAGACCGAACCAGAAGUCAACAGUAAAUCGCUAGAGAAUACUGCUAGAGAGACCAAGGUCGACAGCCGUCCACUGGAGAGUGACAAAGCGCUCCCUGCAGAGUCCAUCCCCAAUCCAAACCAGAGCAGCUCGGAAGGAACCAAGUCUGCUGAAGACUUCAAAGCCAUCGAUCCUUCAACUUCUCCAGAACAGGCCCUCGCUGGGGCUGUGACUGACGCUCAACCACCAUCUACCGCAGACACCGCGCAAGCAGGAGACAAACAAGAGCGCAACCCGUCUUCGGCACCGGCCCAUGAUGACAAAGCUGUCCCUGGAGAAUCCACAGAACCCGCACGUAAGAAGCAAAAAAUUAGCAAGAGGAAUGGCGUGGUCGAAAACGGUCAACCAGCUGCCCCGGCCACCGGUAGUGAGCAAAAGUCAGGGCGCUCUAAGAAAGUGAAAGACACAGUGAAGCGUAUAGUUCAUACAGAUGGUAUCGGGAGUCGGACACGCAGUCGGACCAAGGCUGCAGCGACUUGA
Messenger RNA from Aspergillus pseudoviridinutans, 579 nucleotides. RefSeq lists its product as uncharacterized. Lineage: Eukaryota; Fungi; Ascomycota; Eurotiomycetes; Eurotiales; Aspergillaceae. The coding region runs from base 1 to 579 and encodes 192 amino acids. The record is from RefSeq and is a predicted model, not a curated record. The transcript is spliced from 2 exons.